Messenger RNA from Chelonoidis abingdonii (Abingdon island giant tortoise), 3955 nucleotides. It is a transcript of the gene ZBTB38, whose product is annotated as zinc finger and BTB domain containing 38. Lineage: Eukaryota; Metazoa; Chordata; Testudines; Testudinidae. The record is from RefSeq and is a predicted model, not a curated record. Gene Ontology annotation, biological process: regulation of transcription by RNA polymerase II. Gene Ontology annotation, molecular function: DNA-binding transcription factor activity, RNA polymerase II-specific; protein binding. Gene Ontology annotation, cellular component: nucleus.
UAUAUUUUCAGCAGUGAUAUCAAUAGGCUGAUUUUCAGCAAAUGUGACAAGUGACCUUUGCAGUGGUCAGCUUUACUCUUUGAACCCUAUGAGGGUGGGGGGAGACAACGUUGUGUUGCAGUUUCAGAAAACCUUGGAUAUGGACUUUUUCCCCCCCCCCACUCCUGCUUUCCCUAUUGAUAAAUUCAGUUCUCAUGAUCACAGUCUAUUCAAGCUGCUUCCCAUCUGAUUUUUGACAACUGCUUCUAAAAAUUUAUCGAGAAGACCGAGAAUUCAGUUGAUCUCCAUCGCUUUACAUAAAAAUGGCUGGGUAUAUUGCCAUGUUAACACUGCAUUAGGAGAUACACACAGAUGACAGUCAUGUCCCAGUCAAAGGAUCUCAAGGAUGACUUUCAUAGUGACACGGUACUCUCCAUUUUAAAUGAACAGCGCAUUCGGGGUAUUUUAUGUGAUGUGACUAUAAUUGUGGAAGAUACCAAAUUUAAAGCCCACAGUAAUGUACUAGCAGCUUCAAGCCUUUAUUUCAAAAAUAUUUUUUGGAGUCAUACGAUCUGUAUUUCUGGACAUGUCCUGGAGUUAGAUGAUCUUAAGGCUGAAGUGUUUACUGAAAUACUUAAUUAUAUCUACAGUUCCACAGUAGUUGUUAAGAGACAGGAGACUGUAACAGACCUUGCAGCUGCAGGGAAAAAACUGGGAAUAUCGUUUCUGGAAGAUCUUACAGACAUUAAUUUUUCAGAUUCCCCCUGUCCGUAUGCAUUUUGUAUAACUGAAAAAGGGGUAGUCAAAGAAGAAAAAAAUGAAAAAAGACACGAAGAUUCAGCUAUCACAAACGGGCCAAGAAUCACAAAUGCUUUUUCAAUUUUUGAAACUGAAAAUAAUAACAAUUUGUUUUCUCCACUUGACUUGAGAGCAAGUUUUAAAAAGGUAUCUGAGACACUUAAAGCAACCAAUGUUGGCCUUGAUAGGGAUGAUGUUGGAAAAGAUGCUGAGCCAGCCAGUACGUUAGCUGAACACUCCUAUGCAGUUUCUUCUGGAGGUGAUGCUUUUCAAGGAACUCCUUUUUUAGAAUGUGACAGCAGCCCUCUGUAUAAAAUGAGUGAAGACAAUUAUGAAACUAUUCAGACAACACCUCUACUUCAACCAAUAAAACAAGCAUGUGGUACACCAAAGAUGGCCUUUAAACCCCAGUGUACUGGUUUGGCUAUAGCAAAAAUAUCAGCCCCCAGAGUAACCAAUACAGAGGUUCAACAAGAAGCAGUUACAGAUCAAGCAAUUAUUCCUUUCCCUCAUGAUAAGGCAGGAGACUUACUUUUUUCCACAGAAGAGGAAAGUAGAUCUGCUAACAUCCCUGGAUCCAUAGCAACUGUUAUUCCACCUGUUUACAGAUGUAAUUGUUGUACCAGAUCAUUUGAUGACAGAGCUUUACUCAGUACCCAUCUUCAGCUUCACACAAAUCAUCAGGAACCUUUAAUAUGCAAAUAUUGCAGCAAACAAUUUGCAAAUCUUAAUAGACUGGAGAAUCAUGAACAAGUCUGUAGGAGUUCAGGCAGCAUACCUGUUCAGAGUGGAAAUGAACAAAAAAAUUUAGAUAACUAUACUACUACUGGUGAAAGAAAUGGAAGCUCACAUGGAAACACAGAGCCUCUGUUGUCUGAAAACAAUAUCACUGAUUACUCCAGUGCAAACUGCACCUUGUCAGAAACAGAUCACUUGGUUAAAGUUGUUGAUGGACAGAUAUUAUAUACAUGCAUUGUUUGCAAACGUAGCUAUGUAACAUUGUCUAGCCUUCGAAGACAUGCAAAUGUGCAUUCAUGGAGAAGAACUUAUCCUUGCCAUUACUGCAACAAAGUGUUUGCAUUAGCUGAAUAUCGUACCAGACAUGAAAUCUGGCACACAGGGGAAAGGCGUUAUCAGUGCAUUUUCUGCCUUGAGACUUUCAUGACUUAUUAUAUACUAAAAAAUCAUCAGAAAUCUUUCCAUGCAAUUGACCAUCGACUUGCAGUAAAUAAAAAAACACCUAAUGGAGGCUUAAAGCCUAGCAUGUAUCCUUACAAACUUUAUAGGCUUUUACCUAUGAAAUGCAGAAGGCUACCUUAUAAGUCCUACCAGAAUUCUUCAUUUGAAAAUGUACAAGCAAGCAACCAAGUUAAUGAAGCAACUUCUAGUACCUGCAUUAUUCAGAAUUCUCUCAACUCUGAAAUACCUUCGCUGAAUUUUCAAAAUAAUAUAUUAACAAACAAUACCACUAUUUCCUUGAAUACAUCUUCAUGCAAUGAUGCCACAUCAUCUAUGAAUAUUCAGAAUGUUUCACCUUGGGCAGUAGGAAUGUUAAAUUCUGACCUGCAAAGUGACUUUUUUACUGCAGAAAAAUCAGUGCCCCAAGCUGCAAAUGAACUUAGUUCUGGUUCUCAAGAGUGUGAUUCCUCCGUUCUGUCUUUCAGUAAUGUGAGUGAAAAUUCAACCUCUGUUAUUAACUAUAGCAGCUCAGCACCCUCGGUUAUAAUGCACAGUAGUAGAGUCUCAUCAGUAAUAAUGCACAGUAAUGCAGUCAUUUCUAUGGGAAGCAGUAAGACAAUAUCCUCCAAUAAUAUAGCCAGUCAGUCCAUAAAAGAUGACUGUAAAUAUGGGUCAGAUAACUACGGCAAAGGCAUUACUAAAGCAAAAACUAUUAAAGAAAAAAAGAAAACACUUCUGUACAACAGAGGAGAAACACUCGAGGAGUUAGAGUAUAUUACUGAAUCUGGAGGUUCAUCUAACAAGACUAUAGAUACUGUUCAAGAAUCAAGUAAAACCGAAACCUACAUUGCAAAGCCUGCCUUACCUGGAACAUCUACUGAUAGUAAUGUUGCUCCCCUUUGUCAAAUAACAGUAAAAAUUGGCAAUGAGGCUAUUGUAAAAAGACAUAUUUUAGGAUCCAAACUGUUUUAUAAAAGAGGAAGGUCUAAAUGUGAAUCUGAACAGGACAAUCAGCCUCAGGAGACAGAAACAGAGAGAAAAGAAAGAAGCCCAGCUAGGCUUUGCAGAUCAGAAUGUAUGGAACUUACUGAAAUGUGCGAUGAUGUAAGUGAUCAGGAUUCCAAUGACAAACCCUGGAGACCUUAUUAUAAUUACAAACCAAAAAAGAAAUCUAAACAGCUAAGAAAAAUGAGAAAAGUCAAAUGGCGGAAGAAUCAUGGAAAGAAGAACUCCAGUAGUGAAAGUGAAAAUACGUGCAAUAGAGAGUAUGCACUUAGAAAAAUUCCUGAAGAAAAGGGCAUCAGUAAAGAAGGAAACACAGAAAUGCCUAAUCUUCAUUGUGAGCUCUGUGAGCAAGAGAAAUCUUCCACCGAAGAAAUCCAGGAACCUAUACAUUGGCAUGUACCUGCUUCAAAGCCUUAUAUUUGUGAAUUAUGCCAAAAGCAGUUCCAGAGCCCAUCCACACUAAAAAUGCACAUGAGAUGUCAUACUGGAGAAAAGCCGUAUACUUGUAAAACCUGUGGUAAGUGUUUUUCGGUUCCAGGAAACCUACAGAAACAUGAACGUAUUCACUUGGGUGUCAAGGAUUUUGUCUGUCAAUAUUGUAGUAAGGCAUUCACUUUAAAUGAAACUCUCAAAAUACAUGAAAGAAUACAUACUGGAGAAAAACGCUACCACUGUCAAUUCUGUUUACAGAGUUUUUUAUAUCUUUCUACCAAAAGGAAUCAUGAGCAAAGACAUGUACAUAAACACAAUGGAAAAGGAUACGCUUGUCUUCAGUGCCCCAAAAUUUGCAAGACAGCAGCUGCUCUUGGAAUGCACCAGAAGAAACAUCUAUUCAAAAGCCCAAGUCAACAGGAUAGAAAAGAGUAUUUGUGUAACGAAAGCUCUAAACAUUUGGAAAAUCAACAUUUCAUUGACUCAGAUGGGAACGAAGUGAAUAGUAUACAGAGUAUGACUCCAAAAGUUGUACUUUGAGUGACAGUUGUCAAAAACAAGA